AUGGAUGAUGGCCAACAUAAUUUGUCUAAUAUAAACUAUGACAAAAUAGCUGGAUGGAUAGUAGGUAUUGCCAUAGUAGAAUUUGAUGUAGAUUUAGGUUAAGUUGUGAAACAUUUAUACCCACAAGAUUGCUUAAAUUAAAAUGAAUAAAAAGCAAUCAGCCACAUGAGUUUCCCUGAUUCAAACUCGUUUACAAAAGCAGAAGGUUCUUCUCAAUAUAUAUUUAGAGUAAAAAGAUAAGUAAAGGACAUAGAGAAUAGAUUUUGCUUUGGGUUUACCUACUUUUAAUAGAAAAAAGAUAAUGCUAUUUAAAGAGGAUAUAAGCAAUAAAGUGUAGUUAUUUUUACAAACUAUCCCUUUAUCAGAUUCUUCAAUUAGAUAUCAGAAAUAGUUGGAAAGCACACUUUUAACAAUCCUGACAAUUUGGAUAUCAUAAUAAAUUAAGCCUUGAUGGAUAUAUCAGAAUGGCCAGAACCAGAAAAUAAUAAGGCGUACUCAUUACUCUUUUUAGGCGAGAUAAUUAAUUUAGAAAUUCCUCGCCACGUCCAAAUCGCCAGAAAACGCUUAUCCUAAUAGCAAAUCUCAAAUUAAAUAGUUAGUAAUUUUACAUAAAUUAAUGGAAGUCCUCCUGAAUUGAUUGAAAAUAAGCAAGUUAACUUAUCUGUUGAGAAACAAAAUUCUAGCAUCUUACAAAGCGAUAAUGAACUAAAUUAGUAGAGCAAUUCUCAGACUAACUCUGAAGAAAAAAAAAAUUAAAAAGUAAAAUCUUUUUAAGACUUAAAUAUACUUCAUGUCUAGAGCUAAUAAAAUGGAAUUCAAUCUAUGCUUAGUACCCACGAUUGCUAAGAAAAAGGUUUCUUCUAGGAGUUCAACAUAUACAAAAUAGUAAGGAAGAACAAAGUUCAUAAUUUAUGGAAAAUAUGGGAAAUAGUUUUAACUAAUUAGCCUUUGUUGAUUGUUGCUGAUUCACCUGAGGAAUGCUCUGAACUAGUAUUUGGAGCAAUUUCAUUGAUUUCCCCUUUAGAAUAUGUUGGCGAUUAUAGACCCUAUUUUACAAUAUACGAUUUAGAAUAUAAAACAAUAAAAGACGAGUGUGAUAAAAAAAUGACAAGAAAUAUUAUCAUUGGCAUCACCAAUCCUUUUUUCUUAAAAACUUUACCUGAUUUUCCUGUUGUUUUGAGAUUUGAUUCAUAAUAUGGUAAAAUGAAUGGAGAUACUAAAAAAUCUUCUUCAGAAAAAGUGUUCCCGUUCGAGGUAAAUUAGAAAAAUUCAAAAGUUUAAAUAAAUUAUGAUAAAACCAUUGACAAGAUGCUUUUGCCGAUUGAGUCUGUAGAAACGGAUGCAAUCAAUAAUUCUCUGAUAAGAAAAAGUUUCAGAAAUCUGACUUAGUAAUUUAUAUAAACUUUCGAAGAUUAUUUCGAUAACCAAAAAAAUGAUAUUAAAAUAUUUGACCAAAAAGAGUUUUUUAAGAGCUUAGAGUCUAAAAAAUUUGCUUUCCAAGAUUUAUUUGAGAAAAAGACUAAAAUCAUAUAAUUAUAUGAAAAGUUUCUUAUCUCAGCUAAUUUUUUAAAUUACAUCAAGCAGAAAAAGAACAUUUAUUUCACAAAAACACUUUUAAAAUAUUGA
This is a messenger RNA of Tetrahymena thermophila SB210, 1626 nucleotides long. RefSeq names its product polarity axis stabilization protein. Gene Ontology annotation, cellular component: recycling endosome. Gene Ontology annotation, molecular function: guanyl-nucleotide exchange factor activity. Lineage: Eukaryota; Ciliophora; Oligohymenophorea; Hymenostomatida; Tetrahymenidae. The transcript is spliced from 6 exons. The record is from RefSeq and is a predicted model, not a curated record.